UGAUUGGUCCAUUUGAAUUGAAAGCCGGUUUAAAAAACCUUUUUUCCUGUACCGUCUUCCAUAUUGCCGUUUCAAAUCGGAAAGUGACAAUCGAAAUUACAGUUUAUCAAGUAGGAAGUAAUGGCUGUGGCUAGAUUAAAAGUGGACGUGCGUCAACUUCUCUUGGAUUCGUUCAAGAAUCCAGACUUUUCAGCGUGUCCAUGUGGAGAUAACAUGUUACAGUGGAUUGGAACGAUACGCGGAGGGAAAGGAACGGCAUACGAGGGAAGAGAAUACAAACUAAUGUUGGACUUUCCAAGCACGUAUCCUCAAAAACCUCCAGUGGUGAAAUUCAAGACACCAUGCUAUCACCCAAAUGUUGAUCAACAAGGAAACAUUUGCCUAGACAUCUUGAAGGAAAACUGGUCUUCCUCAUAUGAUGUUAGAACCAUAUUACUGUCAAUACAGCUCUUACUAGGGGAACCGAACAAUGACAGUGCACUUAAUGCAGAAGCUGCAAAAUUUUGGAAUAAAGAAGUUUACCAGAAGAAAUUGGAGAAGUUUGAAAAGGAAAUGGCAGCAAAAUAUUAAUUACUUUUAAUUAGGCAUGUAAAUUAGUUAUGGAGGCAAUUCAGAUGCUACAUACACUGUCUUGUAGCUGCAUGUAUCUUGUAGCUGUAUGUCACAGCUACAUGUAUUUUUGUUUGUUUUAAACAAAUGUUAUUAGGAAUAAUUAUUUAAAAAUGAAUCCCCAUUUUUACUAACAAGUCUGUUUCUAAAGUCUAGUUCAAAUCUAGACAAUAAACUUUACUAAGAUUCUUAAAUUAUAAAUAAAUAUUCUUUUCAUACUGUGCUUUCAUCUUGUUUGGAGCUGUUUUGACUUGUAAAUACAUGUUACUAGUUAAAAAAAUUGUUGGAAAUAAAAUGAAGUUUGUGUUUACA
This is a messenger RNA of Orbicella faveolata, 921 nucleotides long. RefSeq names its product ubiquitin-conjugating enzyme E2 C-like. The record is from RefSeq and is a predicted model, not a curated record. NCBI's taxonomy places the organism in Eukaryota, Metazoa, Cnidaria, Anthozoa, Scleractinia, Merulinidae.